UCUGGUGGGAUAGGCUAAAGGAGACUAUGGUCAAAAGCAGUUCAUGUUGGAAGUAGGCUUUUGACUUGCGUAGCAAUGUCCAUAGAGGAGCACAUCGUGCUGAGGUCAAAAGAGCAAAGACUGUAUUCCUGAAUACCAGGGAACUGAAUCCCAUUAUCCGUUGGACUUGGGUGGCAUCCAAAACAUUAUCACUAUGAAGCGCCUAAGCCUUAAAAGAAGGCCCAGAGGGGUUCUCAACGAUGUGGAAAAGACACAGAGUGGUUCUUCAUGUGGCCCGGUGCAUUCUGCCGAGUCCCUGUCAUUGCCUGGCAAUGAUGGCACGAGAUUACUGGGCAUGUCUUCUUCGGCCAAAGGUCGACCUCCGUUACCUCCGCCACAUAGUUCCUUACUGGAUGACAGGCGUUCCAAGGGUGGAGGUCCGGGCAACUCUCAGAGACACGCAGAACCAAAACCUCAACAAACUGAGAGAAACGCAGCUUCACAAAUACCAAGCCCUGGCGUAGAACAGACAGUCUUGGAGACUCAUAAAAACAUAAGCCAAUCUCCACCUCAACCCCUUCCCCGUCGUCGACUAGCUAGUUUUGGAGGCAUAAGCCCUUCUGGGUCACACUCACCCUUCACAGGCCUGGGUGCAUAUAAUCAGAACAACAAUGGCAACAAGCCUGAUGAUGACAUGAGUGCCCACCUUACCUCAUCCCUCGGAAGUAGAGGCAGCACCGGGUGCUUGACGUUGAGCCCACAGAGUUCUGGCAGAAAUACUCCAGUUACAAGCCUUGGGUCUAUGCACCUACAACAUGUCCGUGAUCAGAUGGUGGUGGCUCUAAAAAAGCUAAAGGAGUUGGAGGAGCAGGUGAAAAUCAUUCCUAUUCUUCAAGUCAAAAUAUCUGUCCUUCAGGAAGAAAAGAGGCAGCUGGUCUCUCAGCUGAGUGACAGCAAGAGUUUAAACGACAUGACCUGGAAAACAUGUCUUGGAGAAGAUGGGAUUGACUUUGAGAAUAAACGGCAUACUGAAACAGAGUCCGAAGGCACCAAUGAAAAGGUUUAUACUGACUUUAGAGAGUUCAGGGAACUCACUGAAGAGAUGCAGGCUUUGGAAAGAACCAUCAAAGGAGGACAUAUGCUUUCAUGGCAAGAAAAAGGGCAUAGUCUAUUGCACAAAAAUACUACUAACUCUAUUGGCAUUAAAACUGACAUUGAUAUGAAAAUGGCUUCAUCUAAAACCUCAAAAGAAAACAAAUCUGUGCACACAGACCAAGUAGAAACCAGAUCCAUUGCAACAGAAGUGACUGAAGUCAGUCUUGGAAUUCACACAAAACAUGAAGCAGAGCUUGAAGCCCAGCAACUACUAAAUGCUGCCUUAAAGGAGAGGAUUUCCCAGUUAGAAACCGAGUUAAGAGAAUCAGCUCUUCAGACAGAGUUGACCCGUCUAAAACUGGAACUUCAGGCAGCAGGAGCCAGGAACCGUGUUGACAAGUCCUGCUUUGCUAAGCCGCACACCGCAAGUGUAGGCACAACAGCAAGACCGUUCACUCAAAGUCAGGGAGUUGGCAAUCACAAAGAGUUUCAAGAUGCCAGCACCGGUGAAGCAACAGAAACAAAAACUGUGGGGGUAUCUUGCAAGCCUAAAAUGACGGAUAUUUGUACAGGCCUGGAUGUUCCCAUGAGCCACUGGGAGAUUAGGGAGAGAGUGGAGACCAGUGAAAAAGCCAUUGGGAUACAAGUUUCCACAAGCACAGUGGGAGUUGGGACAGACAUAAAGCUAUCUGAUGCCGAAAGCAACACAGAGCUACCACUAGAAAAGCUAGUGUUUCAGAAAGAAAAAGUGAAGUGUCAUUCUGUGGCUUGUGGGGCCUACUCUGUUGACUUGACUAUUUGCGAGUCAAAGGAAAUGACUUCCCAAGGUAUUACCACAGAUUCAAUCAGAAGAGUCGAUCAGGGAAUACUGGCAUCGCCCCAAACGGCUUCCCAGCGUACCAAUACAGUAUCCAGUUCAGUGUCUCGCUUCACCAACACCAGUCAAACCUUCAGCAAUGACUCCAGCACAAACACACUUCUUCUCAGCAAGCAUGACAAGCACACCAACACCAGCCACACAUUCACUCGGACCAUAUCAGUUGGCAGUGGGGUUGGAGGGAUUAUUUGCACAACGGAAACCCGCACAGUUGGUGUAAAUACAGCAAAUUCAGAGUGUUAUUCAAAACUACCACCAGACACAGUGAACAAGGCAACCCGAGACUGUGGUGUUGGGUUAACAAACAUUUAUGAUAAUUUCCUUGUGGGACUAAAAACACGCAACAUGGCCUCCGGACCAUCUCACAUUCCUGACCCUAUCAAGACAAGGAGCAUAGGUGUAGGCGACGGUAGGAUACGGGAUUUUUCUACGUCAUCUUGCGCACCUAAGCCAAAGUCCCAGCAGUUUUCACAAUUUCAGUGGGAUCACGAACUGAACCAUUACAUAGAGAAGAUGCACAGGCUCUUAAAGGAGAAUGGAGACCUUCUCACAGGGGACCAAAGUGACCAUUACCCCAGCUCCAAACCACUGAGCAAUUUCAAAAGUAUGACAGAAGGAGAGGCAGUUAUACAUCGAUUCACCUCUCAUCCAACAGAUUUGCUUUCCCCAUCUCAGCCUUUAAAUGUCUCCAAAGAACACCCAGAAGUCUCCCAACAAGAUGGUAAUGCAUCAGAGGUGAAGAAAAUGAUAAAAAUGUUAGAGCAACAAGCAGCCUCCGCAGUUCAAGACAGGUCAGCUAAUGCCUCUAAGCCGUGGUCUGCCAUGAAGAAACAGGGUACUGACCAGUGCCACAGCAGCAACAGGAAAAGCAUGAAAUUUAUGAAGGUGUCUGCAGGAUUGAAGCCGACAUCCGCUUUCGAGCACGAGGAAAGAGAAGGGAGAGGAAGCGACACCUUUGGAAAGGUUUCCCAAGAUGGAUGGCAAGCAAAAAAAGGAAAAGAUGGCUCCAACAAAGGAUCAAAAGGCAGUUUGAAAUUGCCUACACAACACAGAUGCAAUCUAAGUGAAAGGAUGUUUUCUGCGUGCCAAGAUUUAAAGAUGCACCUGAGCGAGAACCCGGCCACGUCCAGCAGAGAACUGGAUUGCCUGCGCUCGCUCCAGCAAGAGUGGUUCUCCGUUUCCAGCCAGAAGUCGGCCGCUCCUGACACAGUAGGGGAGUACUUGUCUGCGUUCCGGAUGAUUUCACCCUCAGUGUUGCAACACGUAGUCAACAUGGCUGAUGGCAAUGGAAACACAGCGCUACACUACAGCGUGUCUCACUCCAACUUUGGUGUGGUCAAGAAAUUGCUUGAUGCAGAGGUGUGCAACGUGAAUCAGCAGAACGCAGCGGGUUACACUCCCGUGAUGCUGGCUGCGCUCGCCGCCGUGGAGCGUCCUGACGACAUGAGGGUGGUGGAGCAGCUCUUCUCUACGGGAGACGUCAACGCCAAGGCCAUCCAGGCCGGUCAGACGGCUCUCAUGCUAGCUGUGAGCCACGGCAGGCUGGACAUGGUUCGGGCUCUCCUGGCGCAGGGGGCAGAGGUCAACAUCCAGGACGACGAGGGCUCCACGGCGCUGAUGUGCGCCAGCGAGCACGGCCACGCCGACAUCGUCAAACUGCUGCUGGCGCAGCCCGACUGCGAUGCCACCCUGACUGACAGCGAUGACAGCUCGGCCCUGUCCGUUGCUUUAGAAGCUGGCCACAACGACAUUGCCGUCCUGCUUUACGCCCACGCCAACUUCUCCCGAUGCACAGUGGGAGCAGCUCGACACAGCGGCAGGUUUCCCUCGUCCUCAGGAGGAUGGAGCAUCUUUGAAACCUGAAGGGAUUUUCAUAAUUUUUACUCUUAAAGCCCCUAGCAACAAACCAACAGUGUUUUUUUUUCUAAUCUAUUGGCACAUUGAUAUAUAUAUUUUUUGACUGUGGAUAUUUGCACUACUUAUAAGCAUGGCAACGUAGUUAACAAUUUGUCACAAUAGAUUAGAUCAGUUUCAAUCAAUAUGAUUAAGUAUUUGUAUUUUCUUUUUAGAAAAUAUUUACUUUAACAUAAUGCAACUUUUAUCGGAUGGCAUGAAAUUAUUUAAAGCAUUUGUUAUCACAUACUAAAAUUAGCAUCUUUUCCUAUUCUCAUAUUAUUUAAACAUGAUACCAGAGCCACAUGAUUAUAAGUUAUACAUUUGUUGUUGUUGUUUAAAAUGUAAUUUUGUGUUUCAUUUGUUAUAUUAUUAAAUCUAUAACACGAAUUUUGGAAAGCAGAAGGCUGUGCUUUUGUUCUGUUUUUGUUUUGAAAAUGUGGCUGCAGGAACGGAUGAGCCGUCUCCUUGUUCUUUUUUCUUGCAUAAUUAAUUAUGUUCGAUUUCUGCCGCUUAUUGAUGUCUCAAGUUUUUCUUUUUGUCUUUUACUAAACCAUCUACUUUUAUUUUGUUUGUUUGUUUGACAUGGUUCCUAGCACGUUGUUUUCAGUGGAAUGUUGUGUGACGGACCACCACAAAGGAACAGGGGGGAAAAAAUCCCCCAAUGUUCAAAGAUUGGAUGGAACAUCAACUUUUAAGUCAUGCCAAAAGUUACUAAUGGAAUUUAAAUCUGGACUUUGACUAGGCCAUUUAAACAUGUGCUCUGAGUAUUCCACCACUUUGUAGCUUUUUUUGUGUGUGUUGACUUUGACAAACUUCCUUAUCUCUUCUGAAUGAAAUUAUCCCAACAGCUUGAUGUUACUAUCCCGUUUUUUUGUUUUUUUUUGCCAGGAGGGACGGUGUUUUCAGGGCGGUCAGGUUAUGAACACUUUUGGGAACUGCACUGUAAAUUCUGCCAGGCCAUUUUAAACACAGACGGUGUGAGACCUUCAGCAGGCGAUCCCACGACUCUCAACAGUUAUCGUCCCAGACGCCAUGUUCACACACUUCUCACCACCUAAUCUCUCCGUUCCCACAAUCCCGCCCACAGAUAGCGGGAAUUGUCCUUUUGGACUUAUUCACGCCUCGGUCUUUUUUAGUCUCCUUGAGAGCUUUUACAGACAAUUUCAUAUGGUUGAUGCAACGGGGCGUUUUCAUUUUUCCAACCUCCUCGGAGAACAGCUCUGCCUGACUGGGUUUGAGACCUGACACUGCGAAUCCCAGCGCAGAGAGCUGAUCAAAAUACUCCAGUCACCAUCAAUGCUUGUGUGACACCUUGUUAAAACUGAAUUUUACAUUUCAGUAACUUCUGCAUCAUUCAUGAUUGUUUUUUUAGGGGGGAGCACAAGCUGUACCCUAGAGUUCUUUGUAUUUUAAUGAGUGUCCCACAUUAGAUGCAGUAUUUAUACGUGUGACUAUUGGUGAAUAAAUAUGAGUCAGAAUAAUCAUGGAAGGACUUGCGUCCUUGCGCUAAACGGCGUCUUUCUUCAUCAACGCACUGAGCUUCUGUCCGGACG
Xiphophorus maculatus (southern platyfish) is the source of this 5400-nucleotide messenger RNA. It is a transcript of the gene kank1b, whose product is annotated as KN motif and ankyrin repeat domain-containing protein 1-like. Gene Ontology annotation, cellular component: cytoplasm; cytoskeleton. The coding region runs from base 194 to 3814 and encodes 1206 amino acids. Gene Ontology annotation, molecular function: protein binding. Gene Ontology annotation, biological process: negative regulation of actin filament polymerization. The transcript has 11 exons. Lineage: Eukaryota; Metazoa; Chordata; Actinopteri; Cyprinodontiformes; Poeciliidae. The record is from RefSeq and is a predicted model, not a curated record.